This is a messenger RNA of Pelagomonas calceolata, 1317 nucleotides long. The record is from the annotation of a GenBank genome assembly. Lineage: Eukaryota; Pelagophyceae; Pelagomonadales; Pelagomonadaceae.
UCCAAAAGCUUGCCGCUAGUGCCUAUACGGACGCUAGGUAGCUAAGGAAGCGGCGCUGAAACAGCGUAUCGAGCGCGGUUACAGACGCGCAGACCGCAUAAGCAGGAGGACAGAACCAUUGGCUCGCAGGAAUCCAAGCGGGAAGAGCCACCACCACCACCACUCCCUCCACCACCACCGCCUGGAGCAGCGGAAGCGGCUGCGCCAACGCCGGCCGCCGCGGCGACACAACAACAAGCCAUGGGCCAAGGUUACAGCCCGUGGGCCGGCCGCCUGCCGGACCAGGCCCGCGUGGUCUGCGACGGGGCACGAGCUGCUACAUUAGGUGCCGCCGCGGGCUUUGGCGCCGCCGCGGCCGUCGGCUACGCCGCGGGCGUCACCGCCGUCACGGCUAGAGUCGCGGAGGCAGCUCCAAUGGCCACGGGCGCGGUCGCAUGCGUCGCCGCCGGCACACUCCUAGCGAGACGACAUCGACACAAGCCGCCGCCGCCGCCGCCGCCCAUAGAACGACGAGGUCCACUCGUAGGGCCCGACUCAAAAGCGCUCAAGGAAGCGCCUCGAAAAGCAUCAGAUGCCAUCCGGCGCUGUCUGGCCUUGUGUCGCGACGACGAGGACGAGGAACGCGACGGCCACCGUCUGGUCCUGAACUUCGAGCUGCAACUCGAGGCGGACGGCGUCUUCGACAAGUUCUGGCGCGACGACUUCUACGCGCGCGUAUUGGAGGAAAAGUGCCACAACGAGGGGUUGGAGACUUCUGCGUGGACGCUGGUAGCCCACGACGCGCACCAGCGGAGCGUGACGACGCUGCACCCGCUCGCUGGGUCCGUGCGCAUACCAGGCGUGCCUUUACAUGUACCGACGGCCAAGGAGCAGAUCAUGGUGCACCACCCGGCGGCCGGCGUCGCUCUGGCCAUUUUCGAGUCGUCUAGGUUCGAAAAAAUACGGUACGCGAAAGCUCUAUCCGUAGAAACGACCUGGCUCUUCUGCGACUCCGACCAACUCGACCAGUGCAUGGCGCGCGUCUACUAUCGGUGCGUGUUUGACGACGCCGUUUUGAGGGUCCCAGGCUGGCUCAAGGCUUUUUGUGAUCAGCGGACGCGCGAGGAGCUGCGGGCGACGUACGGGCGGUGGGUCCACGCCGCCGGCGCGGAUGAGGAGGACGAGCGGCCGCCGCUGCAGAAGGAGACUGUGUGCUGGGGGCUGGUGCGGGAGACGGAGCGCAGGCGCGAGACGUGCUGGUGCUUCGGCGGCGAGGCGGAGCCGGAUCCCUCGUUCUCGGUGCGGGAGCCGGCCCGGGGGUAAGUUUUAUACAUGCAU